CUCUCUCGCACGAAUGCGAGCGGCCACACGCGCGCGCGCGCAUACAAACACAAUUUCUCUACGCCAGUUUAGAAGUCUCCGCCACCUUCUGGUAUAUCUGUCUCUCUCGCUCGCUUUCUCUUACGCUCUCUCCGAUGGCGACCAUUAAUCUUCAUUCGAGAACGUCCCUGACGAAUCUCGACUCCUCCAGGGCCUCUGACCGCCUCGCGGCUACCAAGCACUUUAGCGACUUUGUCUUCCAGUCGAAACUACUCAGAAGGAAAUGCGUUCAGAAGCAAAUAUUUGCCGUCAGAUCGAUGGCGAUCACGGAACCAAGCCAGCUUGGACGGCUCACUUCCCUAAAUGGUCCUCCGGGUGUUGGAAAGCUGAGCUCUCAGCUUGAGCAUCAGUCGAGUGAUAGCAUCCUUGGGCAGGAAGGGUUAACCUCAAAUUUUCCGAGAAAAACUAAGAUAGUAUGUACAAUUGGUCCUUCCACGAGCACACGAGAAAUGAUAUGGAAACUGGCAGAAACUGGAAUGAAUGUGGCACGUUUAAAUAUGUCACAUGGAGAUCAUGCAUCACACCAGAAGACCAUUGACCUGGUAAAAGAAUACAAUGCUCAAUUUGAAGACAAGGUUAUAGCCAUAAUGCUGGACACAAAGGGUCCUGAGGUUAGAAGUGGAGAUGUACCUCAACCAAUUAUGCUUAAGGAGGGACAAGAAUUUAACUUCACUAUCAAAAGAGGAGUCAGCACAGAUGACACCGUCAGUGUAAAUUAUGAUGACUUUGUGAGUGAUGUAGAGGUUGGAGACAUACUGCUGGUUGAUGGUGGAAUGAUGUCUUUAGCUGUUAAGUCAAAGACGGAAGAUCAAGUUAAAUGCAUGGUAGUUGAUGGUGGAGAACUCAAAUCAAGGCGUCAUCUAAAUGUGCGUGGAAAAAGUGCAAAUCUACCUUCCAUAACAGAUAAAGACUGGGAAGAUAUCAAAUUUGGGGUGGACAACCAAGUUGAUUUCUAUGCCGUCUCAUUUGUGAAGGAUGCUAGAGUGGUCAAUGAGUUGAAAGAUUACCUAAAAGGUUGCAAUGCCGAUAUUCAUGUGGUUGUCAAAAUUGAAAGUGCAGACUCCAUACCAAAUCUUCAUUCAAUACUUUCAGCAUCCGAUGGGGCAAUGGUUGCCCGUGGAGACCUUGGAGCGGAACUGCCAAUCGAGGAAGUUCCUUUAUUACAGGAGGACAUCAUUCAGAGAUGUCAUAGCAUGCGGAAACCAGUGAUCGUAGCAACAAACAUGCUGGAAAGUAUGAUAAAUCAUCCUACGCCAACAAGGGCAGAGGUAUCUGACAUUGCAAUUGCAGUACGAGAAGGUGCUGAUGCUAUCAUGCUUUCAGGAGAAACUGCCCAUGGAAAGUAUCCUUUAAAAGCUGUCAAAGUAAUGCAUACUGUGGCCUUGAGGACCGAGUCAAGUCUACCAAUUAGCUCAACUCCUGCAAAUCAACUGACUGCUUAUAAGAGCAAUAUGGGCGAAAUGUUUGCCUUCCAUGCCACGACUAUGGCUAACACUCUCAAUACUCCAAUCAUUGUUUUCACAAGAACGGGAUCCAUGGCCGUAGUUUUAAGUCACUAUCGCCCAUGCUCAACAAUCUUUGCCUUCACAAACGACAGAGAGAGGAUUAAGCAGAGGCUGGCGCUUUACCAUGGUGUCAUGCCCAUAUAUAUGCAGUUUUCAGAUGACGCAGAGGAUACCUUCUCCAGAGCACUGAAGUUGUUAGUGGAUAAGGGUCUGUUGAAGGAGGGAGAGCAUGUUACUCUUGUCCAAAGUGGUGCACAACCAAUCUGGCGUGUAGAAUCGACUCAUCACAUUCAAGUUCGAAAGGUCCAAGGUUGAUUUUCACAAGUGAAGAGGCUUUUACUUCAAUAUACAUAUUUUUUUUUAUAGGUAGAUACUGUGAACUAAUAUUAUUAGUUCACAGCAUCUAAUAUUAAAUAAUAGUAUCUUUUAGUUGUGACUUCUAACAAUCUUGUGAUUUCUUGAUCCUAGUUUGAACCAGGGUCAAUGCUAACAAAUUUGGUAAUCACAAAGUUUCUAAUUAGUUCACAGCAUCUAAUAUUAAAUAAUAGUAUCUUUUAGUUGUGACUUCUAACAA
Molecule: messenger RNA, 2118 nt
Organism: Carya illinoinensis
Lineage: Eukaryota; Viridiplantae; Streptophyta; Magnoliopsida; Fagales; Juglandaceae
Product: pyruvate kinase isozyme G, chloroplastic
Exons: 12
Coding region: 135-1859 (574 amino acids)
Biological process (GO): glycolytic process
Cellular component (GO): chloroplast stroma; cytoplasm
Molecular function (GO): pyruvate kinase activity; magnesium ion binding; potassium ion binding
Source: RefSeq, a predicted model, not a curated record